Acanthosepion pharaonis is the source of this 2049-nucleotide messenger RNA. The record is from the annotation of a GenBank genome assembly. Lineage: Eukaryota; Metazoa; Mollusca; Cephalopoda; Sepiida; Sepiidae.
AUGACACUUGUGAAGUUGAAUUCUUUUCUGAAUCUUCUCUCCUUCUUUUGCUCAACUGAUCUUCAGUUUCUUCUGCUCUUUCUCUUUUCCUGCACCGAAUAUGAUAAUCAACAAUACAUAAUAUCUAUUGAGAAAGAAAUUCAACUUAUUAAAGACUUUAGCAGAGAUAUUGAAAUGACAAAGUUAUCAAUUAUUAAACUUCAAGAGAGUGUUUCUGAAAUGGAUGAAUCUACAAAGCGUGUCCAUAAGCAGUAUACCAUGAAUCGCGACAACUGUAUCAGCCUAAAGAAGACAUCAACUCUCCUUACACAGCACUUUGCAGCUCUGACAAAAAAACUUGAUACAUUUAUCUCUAAGUAUAAGGAAGAAAAAGAUGAAAAUCAGAAAAUAUUGGAUCAUUACUGGAAUAUCUGGAAAGAUUAUGAUGCCAAAUAUCAAACCCUCAGUUUUGUACAAGUGCUGGAGAAUAAAAUGAAAGAAUUUUCCAUUACAGAAGCUCAUUUGAAAGAUAAAAAACAGGAAAAACAAGAAUUGAUUACAAAUUUUGUCAAUUUGCAAGGUUCCAAACUAUUAAAUAAUCAAGAAUUACAGAGCAUCAGAAAGCAGAAAAAUAUUUCUCUGUUAGAAAGUAAAAUCAAGCAGAAGAAUAAAGAAAAGCAUGUAGAUAAUUCUUCCCCUGAAGAACCUGAGUUAAACAAGGAAAGUAUUCAACCAGAUAUGUGUUUAGCACCAGAAGAACCACAAAUUCCAGAAGAAAUGGAUGAUCAAUGUCUGGAUAAAGUUGGUAAUGAAUAUGUACCUUCAAAGCAAUUGCCAAGAUCUGAACCCAAAACUCAUUUUUCUUUACAACCUGAAAACUCUAGUAUUACUUAUGAAAAAAAUGUGUUGAUUUCAAAGACUUGUGAGAAGACCAGUCAAUCAUUCCAUGAUGCCAAUUUAUUCAAGCAACCAGAUAUUAGUUAUGCUAAGAACCAAAGGAGCACUGUCUUAAAUACUAAGCAGGUUUCACAGCCACUAGUUAGUAUUAUUAACACAGUUAUGCCUGAGGAUAUAAUGAGGUCUACAAAGACAAGUAUUAGUGAUACUGUAGAUAGACUUCCUAAUGCAGCUAGUAUUUCUAUGGUAUCUCUACAUUCACCUUUAAUCCAAAAUGGAAUGUUAAAGCAGACUGCUUCAGGAAACUGCAACCAACUAAAAGAUAACUCUGAUAAUAAAAUAACUCUAGUACCAUCAACAUCAGUUCACAAUUCUUGUGCAGAUAUUCAAGUUACUCAGUCUGUAAGUCUUGCAUCUCAGCAGAUCCCAGCAGUAUUAACUCCAUCCCAUUUUCCAUCAGAAGCACCGCAAACAUCACUUCCAAUAUCUAACAGUAAUUCUAAUUCUUCUCAGAUGACAACUUCAUCAAAACAACCACCUUUAUCUACAGCUCCUGAAAUUGCACAGAUUUCUGCAGAUAAUAAUGAAGGUACUUUGACUACAGUUGCACUUGGUGUUGGACAAAAAUUAUUUGAUUUUGAUGAACAUCAAAAGUUUCUGCAGAAAUUUCAUUCCUCUCCUGGUGCUCCAUCUCUCAGACAAAGACCCAUGUUCCAAAUGACAGAUCAAAAGACCAAUGAUGAAAAAGUUGAUGAAAAGACAAGAGUUGAAAAUCCAUUUUUUCUUCAAUCAUUUUUCACUGAACAGGAUGAAAUUUCUCAAUGUAAACAGACUCCAGUAUCUGCUAAAUCUUCUGAGACAACCUUUUUAUCACCUUACACAGAUCCUUUUCCUGGUUUUAAUCAGAAUUCUGGAAAUGAAACAGCAGCAAGUCCACUGGAUCUUGGAUUUAGCAAUUCACUUGGAGAAACAACAUCUGAAACUAACUUUUUUUCUUUUGAUGCUAAUUCUGAAUUUACUCAGACUGAAGAUUCUACAGUUAGUUUCACAUUCAACUUUAAUGCUUCAGAGCUGAUUGCCAGUGUCAAUUAUGAUAAAGUGGAAAGCAUCCAAAAGGUUGAGCGGCUGCCAUUAGAGAAAGAAAGAAAACGAGUAGCAGGUAAUGAUCCAUAG